UGGAUUACCCUGUGCCUGGCAAAAUGGAGCUUGAGGCCAUGAGAAGAUACACCAGCUCAGUGAACCCGGCUGUCAUUCCACAUCUGACUGUGGGGCUGUUGGCCACUGGCAUGUUCUUCAUUGCCUGGUUCUUCAUUUAUGAGGUCACCUCCACCAAAUACACUUGGGAUAUCUACAAGGAGCUCCUCAUCUCUUUGGUGGCCUCACUCUUCAUGGGCUUUGGAGUCUUCUUCCUGCUGCUCUGGGUCGGCAUCUACAAUAUGAACUCCCAAGCAUUCCAACCAGGUGGCUUAACUGAAUCCCUGCUUUUGUAA
Messenger RNA from Kogia breviceps (pygmy sperm whale), 314 nucleotides. NCBI's taxonomy places the organism in Eukaryota, Metazoa, Chordata, Mammalia, Artiodactyla, Physeteridae. The record is from RefSeq and is a predicted model, not a curated record.